Molecule: messenger RNA, 627 nt
Organism: Guillardia theta CCMP2712
Lineage: Eukaryota; Cryptophyceae; Pyrenomonadales; Geminigeraceae
Exons: 3
Coding region: 1-627 (208 amino acids)
Biological process (GO): glutathione metabolic process
Molecular function (GO): glutathione transferase activity
Source: RefSeq, a predicted model, not a curated record
AUGGCGAUGAAACUGGUUUACUUCGACCUGAGGGGGAAGGCAGAGGUCCUUCGCCUCAUGCUCCAUGUCGCAGGGCAGGAGUUUGAUGACUGUCCUGGGGGGGUGAACAAGGCAGAUUGGGAUUCUCAGUUGCUGUUCGGGCAACUUCCGCUGCUCAUCGAUGGGGAUCGCAAGAUUGUCCAGUCUGGAGCGAUCGCUCGCUACCUUGCCUCCAAACUGAACUUGUGCGGAAGCACUGAGGAUGAUAAGCUUCUGUGCGAUCAGUUGUACGAGGGGGCUGAAGACGUGUUUCAAGCCCUCUGGCCGGCAUGCACAAAAUACCGCGGCGGAAGUCCUGAGGCCCUGGAGAAGGUGCUUGCGGAGGGGGGCAAUGUACACAAGUACUUGACAAGGUUCAACGCCAUCCUUGAAGGAAAGAAGUUCUUCCUUGGCGAAACUUUCAGCUAUGCAGACCUUGCCCUUUACAACGUUUUGACACUCUCCAGUGCCAUUGACGUGAACAAUUACAUAGCGCCUAACUUCCCUAACAUCAAGAAGCACUUCGAUGCGGUCGAAGCUCAUCCUAAGAUCGACGCAUAUAACAAGUCGGGGAAGCGACGCCCUCCAUUCGAGCCCUUCACGUUCUAG